Messenger RNA from Spinacia oleracea (spinach), 2030 nucleotides. RefSeq lists its product as uncharacterized. The transcript is spliced from 5 exons. NCBI's taxonomy places the organism in Eukaryota, Viridiplantae, Streptophyta, Magnoliopsida, Caryophyllales, Amaranthaceae. Gene Ontology annotation, molecular function: protein binding; DNA binding. Gene Ontology annotation, biological process: regulation of DNA damage checkpoint. The coding region runs from base 264 to 1733 and encodes 489 amino acids. Gene Ontology annotation, cellular component: nucleus. The record is from RefSeq and is a predicted model, not a curated record.
AAAAGCUGAUUUGUGAUGGCAAAGAUGUGAGAAUGCUUUAAGGGCUACGCCUGAAUUUGGAUGGAAAUCAUUCGAUGGACGGCCGAACCCACCUAAUCCACACGAGGCUUCCUUCCCGCCAGUUUUAGUUACCCGUAAUCAGAAUAUAUACAGAACCCUCCCCCCAAAAGUAACCGCCAAAAGCUUAGUGGAAAACAAAACCCCUAAAAUCCCCCAUUUCUCACUCUCUCAAACCCUUGUUUUCUCUCUCCUCGCCGGCGGCAAUGGCGUCCGAGAAAAUGACGGAGUACGAACGCAAAAGACUCGAGAAUAUCAAGCGCAACAACGAUGUGAUGGCUUCUCUCAAAAUUCAAUCUCACGCUGCCGAUCUUUCCGCCUCCUCCAAGCGCCUCAGAGAGAAGUCAUACUACAAGGCAACCUCAAAGAAGAGGAAGACGCCUGAGCCUGAAAGUCCUAUCGUUAUUCGUCGUUCCCCGCGCACUCGAGGGAUGCCUCCUGAUUUGUCCGGCCUGCCUGAAAGCUUUAAAGAUUCAUCCGUUAAGCCCACUAAAUCAUCUUGGUUGCCACAAUCAAGCCUCGAGCCCUCUGAGACUCUUAGUAUGGAACAAGCCUAUGAAGGGGAAGGUUCCCACCUGAGACUCAUAGAAAAACUCGGUAGACUUACAAGAAACACUAAAUCAGAAGAUGAGAAUGGCUAUUUAAACCUUUCUACAGAGUUUGAAAGGGUGCAUCUGGAGGAGCCUGUUGAUCCACGAUCGUUGAAGUUAGAAUAUGAUAAUGUAGCCCGAGUGGUGCCUGGAAGGAUAGUAUCUAUUCGGUUCCUUCCUACAGCAGAGAUGACUAUGGUUGUCGUAGGGAAUAAGAAUGGCUAUUUAGGGUUUUGGGAUGUUAAACCACAAAAUGAGGAGGAAGAUGUGAUUCAUCUUUACCAGCCACAUUCAGCUCCUAUUUCUGGAAUUUCUGUGCACCCUUUUUCCCUGUCAAAGGUAUACUCUUGCUGUUAUGAUGGGUUUCUACGGAUGAUUGAUAUUGAGAGGGAGAAGUUUGAACUUGUAUACUCUAGCACUGAUCGCUCUUUUUUAUUGUCUGUUGCGCAACAGCCAAAUGAUGUGAACUCUGUUUACUUUGGUGAGGGUCCAGGGGGUCUAAAUAUGUUUGAUAAAAGAGCGGGGGAGAUCUCGUUCUCCUUGUACCCGCAUGUGGGAAGGAUAAAUUCCAUUGAUUUUAGCCAAACAGACACAAAUAUCUUGGCAACUAGUUCUACAGAUGGUUUUGCUUGUUUGUGGGAUCUUAGAAAAAUGGAUGUUAAAAUAAAAGCUGAUCAUCCUGAAGGCAAAGCUCUGUGGAAUGUCAAGCAUAAACGAGCUGUACACUCUGCUUAUUUUUCUCCAUCUGGUCGUUGCGUGGCAACAACAAGUUUGGAUGACACCAUUGGUGUGCUUGGAGGUGUAAAUUUUGAGGAUACGUUCAUGAUUCCCCAUGAUAAUUUGACGAAUAGAUGGAUCUCGACUUUCAGAGCUGUAUGGGGUUGGGAUGAUACACACCUUUAUGUUGGAAAUAUGAAAAGAAGAGUAGAUGUGCUAUCAGUGACAAAGAAAAAGAUGGUGCAUACACUGGAAAGCUCUCAUAUGACGGCUAUUCCAUGUCGGUAUGAUGCUCACCCCUGCAACGUUGGGAUGCUGGCUGGUGCUACUAGUGGCGGUCAGGUUUACAUAUGGACAUCAUCUUCAUGAACGACCUUGCUGUUCUAGCAAUUUCGUAUGUAACCUGGUUAUGCAUCUGUUCAUGUUACAGUGUUACCUAUUGGAGAUAGUGUUGUGAAUGAUGAUGAUCUAGUGUAGCAACCUUAAUGUAUGUCUAGUGUUAACCAUUGAUGAUGUAUUCAAUUGAUUGAAAAAGGGAAUUUGUUAUUGUAUCUUAAUUCAUGAAUUUAGAGCAAGCUCAUUAACAAUGGUCCAUAUUUGGACUCUGCCAUCUGUAUAUUUUGUCUUUUACAAGUUAUUUUACAGAUGUUGUGUUGAAAUUUUCCA